GCUCAGGAGGCAAUCUUGCAUGCAUCUGGAAAUGGCAGCACUUUACCAUCGAAGGACUACUGCAUGCUGUAUAACCCUUACUGGACAGUUCUUCCAAGUACUCUAGAAAAUGCAACUUCUGUUACUUUGAUGAAUCUGACUACCACACCACUGUGCAAUCUAUCUGAUAUCCCUCCUGAUGGGAUAAAGGACAAAGCAGUUGUGGUGCAGUGGGGAACCUGCCAUUUUCUUGAAAAAGCCAGAAUUGCACAGACAGGAGGUGCUGAAGCAUUGUUGAUUGCCAAUAAUAGUGUCCGAUAUCCUCCCUCAGGGAACAAAUCUGAAUUUCAUGAUGUCAAAAUAUUGAUUGCAUUUAUAAUCCAUAAAGACUUUAAAGAUAUGAAGCAGACUCUUGGCGAUAACAUUACUGUGAAAAUGUAUUCUCCAUCAUCGCCUAACUUUGACUAUACUAUGGUAGUUAUUUUUGCCAUUGCUGUGUUCACUGUGGCAUUAGGAGGAUACUGGAGUGGACAAAUUGAAUUGGAAAGCUUGAAAGCAAUGACAAACACUGAAGAUAGAGACGUGAGGAAAAAGAAGGAGGAAUAUUUAACUUUUAGUCCUCUUACAGUUGUAAUAUUUGUGGUCAUCUGCUGUGUUAUGAUGAUCUUACUUUAUUUCUUCUACAAAUGGUUGGUUUAUGUUAUGAUAGCAAUUUUCUGCAUAGCAUCAGCAACGAGUCUGUACAACUGUCUUGCUGCAUUAAUCCGUAAGAUACCAUGUGGACAGUGCAAGAUUGGAUGUCGUGGCAAAAGCAUUGAAGUAAGACUUAUAUUUCUCUCUGGACUAUGCAUAGCAGUAGCUGCUGUCUGGGCUGUGUUUCGAAAUGAAGAUAGGUGGGCUUGGAUUUUACAGGAUAUCUUGGGGGUUGCUUUCUGUCUGAAUUUAAUCAAAACACUGAAGUUGCCCAACUUCAAGUCAUGUGUGAUACUUCUGGGCCUUCUCCUCCUCUAUGAUGUGUUUUUUGUAUUCAUCACACCAUUCAUCACUAAGAAUGGCGAGAGUAUCAUGGUUGAACUUGCUGCUGGACCUUUUGGAAAUAAUGAAAAGUUACCAGUAGUCAUCAGGGUACCAAAGCUGAUCUAUUUCUCAGUAAUGAGUGUGUGCCUCAUGCCAGUUUCAAUACUGGGGUUUGGCGACAUUAUUGUGCCAGGUCUGUUGAUUGCAUACUGUAGAAGAUUUGAUGUUCAGAUUGGUUCUUCUAUAUAUUAUAUUUCCUCCACAAUUGCCUAUGCAGUUGGUAUGAUACUUACAUUUGUUGUUCUGGUACUGAUGAAAAAGGGACAACCAGCACUCCUCUAUUUAGUACCUUGCACUCUUAUUACUGCCUCAGUUGUUGCAUGGAGACGUAAGGAAAUGAAAAAGUUCUGGAAAGGCAGCAGCUAUCAGAUGAUGGACCAUCUGGACUAUGCAACAAAUGAAGAAAACCACGUGAUUGCUGGUGAACAAACUGUCCAACAAUAAUACUAUAUGGACCUGCAAUAAUGUGUCAUAUAUUUUCUACACAUAGAGUUAGACCUUUAAAAUCAACUUCUGAAUUGACAAUCUAAAAGAAUCUUCAGUAAUAUGCUUGCAAAUAUAUAUAUUUUUAUGAACUGGUACUGGCAGAUUACAGCAUAAAUGAUUAAAAUGCAUUUGCUUUUAACUAUGUUAUAGUUGUGCCUUUAUGGUAAAUAAAACAUGGUCUGAGUAAUUUUCAACAUUACAAAUUAUAUGCAGUAUAUUUUU
Messenger RNA from Chrysochloris asiatica (Cape golden mole), 1764 nucleotides. RefSeq names its product signal peptide peptidase like 2A (gene SPPL2A). The record is from RefSeq and is a predicted model, not a curated record. Gene Ontology annotation, cellular component: Golgi-associated vesicle membrane; lysosomal membrane; cytoplasmic side of endoplasmic reticulum membrane. Gene Ontology annotation, biological process: membrane protein proteolysis. Bases 64 to 1500 code for a protein of 478 amino acids. NCBI's taxonomy places the organism in Eukaryota, Metazoa, Chordata, Mammalia, Afrosoricida, Chrysochloridae. The transcript is spliced from 14 exons. Gene Ontology annotation, molecular function: aspartic endopeptidase activity, intramembrane cleaving.